UGUAAUGGCCACUUCUACAUACACUCUAGAGGCACGUAGCUCUUCGGAGCGGAUGCCGUCGCUACGUGCACUCUUGCUGAACAACGGAGACGACGAUGCUCCGCUAGAGCUGGCGCUGCUGCAACUGUGGGCUGCUCCCGACCCCGAACGCAUUCCAACGGAAUUGCUGGCCUUGGACGACAAAUGCUGGCGACGUCUAGGCCUUUUGCUCUUUGCAUCCGACAGCUCGCUUGUGCUCGUUCUCGUGGCGGCGUUGGAGCGUGUGGCGACCGCGCCGUCAAGAUCAAGCGACCAAUUCUUUCGACGCAUGUGGCAAUCGCAGUGGCGAGAGCAUUUGCGUGAGAAGGUGGUGGACUGUCACGCGCGACUCGAAAGGGAAGGCAUUCGGUCGGGGCGGACCGACUCGCUCUUUGAGGUCGAUCUGGUCGCACCCCGGCUAGUACAAAUCCUGAUCACGAGUCUCCGAGUGACGUUGACAUCUUUUUAUGACGACCACCCCAAGGACCAGAUUGACGAGACCAAGAAUGGAGGCAACGAUGCCCCCAAGGUGAUGGAGGUGGUGGACCUGUUGUUGUCUCUGUCCACGACUGUCGAAUGGACGCCUGCAAUCGCUCGGACUGCGGCGAUGGGACUACAGACUUUACUCUCUCUAAAGCCGCAUCCUUUCAGUGGGCUCAUGACGACGCACGUCUGUAGAUCGGCAGCCUUACAGCACUACGUCACCUGGCUGCUUGGUGACGAUAGAUGCGCCCCUACUGCAUGUCUUACGUCGCCUUCAGACCCAGAGACGCAACCAAGUAGUACCGCAACAAAGCAACGUGGUUGUCAGCAUGAAUGCGAUCCCAUUUACCUUGAGCUGCUUGUUGCAGCGGCAGCCGUGGCAUGUCCCGACGCGAACAAACGCCGAGGUGCGAGAUCUUCUGUCUUCGAUGACACGGCAGCGAUGUUACAGAUCUGUACUCUCGGAGUCGCGAGCGUGGACUCGAACGUCCAAUACUCUUCCUUGCGCUUGCUGUGCUCGCUUCUUGUCCUCGAUGACGCCUCGUCGAGCGCUCUAAGCAGCGCCGUUCGUCUAUCGGGCAUCCUUAUCUCGAUCUCUUGGCUUUUGAGCCACACAGUCUCGCACAUCGCAGCCAUGGCAGCGACAACACUGGAGCUGAUAAUCCGACACUCUCCUCCUAGUGAUAUCUUGCGAGCUGUGAUCGAACAGGGCUGUGUCCUUAUUUAUCGCACGCUCUUGUCGGCAUCCAGUAGUGCCAACACCCCUGCUGUAGCUGCGAGUUGUCGGAGUCUAUUGAAUUGGGUGACGGAGGAGGUGGCGUGGCAAUCCGGUGUCGUUGCUGCGAGUGUGCAGUCGAUCCUGAGCUCCACCAACAUCUUACUGCAGAAGAAUAUCGUGCUUACAUUGCAGAUCUUGGCUCAACGCAAUGCAGCAAUCCGCGAGGCUCUGGAAGAUCAAGACUUUCGAACGGAUGCGUUGGUGACGGCAAUCCAAGCGGACGACGAGGCGGGUCUAGCAGUCUCGCUACUGUCCAUUUGCUUAAACUGUAGCGAUAAAUGUUCAACCCUGAAGAUCGAAGCGAGGGACUGUAAUGUCUUCCAAACCGACAACAACGAGAGAGAAGGGGAAGAAAAGACUCCUGAUAGUACCGAUGAUCAAGACUUUAUUAUCCAACUCCGCUGUGCAGACGGAGAGUUUGUCAAAGCUACUGCAGCAUUGUUGCGCGAACAUAGUAACCUGCUUCGUGGAUGGAAAGCCGACAACCGUCACGAUCCAGAGGGUAAUAACUCCAUUAUCAUCGCCAGACUCAGCAAGUUCCGGGCAUCCAGUGUCCAGUACUUUGUAGACCUUCUACCAAUGCCCCAACAGGACGCAGUGAAUGCUCUAACGGAGCUCCAAAGCUUCCCAAUGUUACGGGAACUGCUCCAUCUGGCUAACACUGUUGGGUCUGCCAAGUGUUGGCACACGACGACGUCUGCGAUGUGCCGGAUGAUGACAGUCUCCAACUGGUUGGACAUUUUCCAGUUCGCUUCGAAUGAGGUUCGUCACCCCACACUUGUACUACGCUGCAUUCACUUUGGUCUCCAGCUCCACAGUUCGUUAGGCCCACGCAGCACUACACCACAACCAGACACACAGAAACAAAUCGACCCAGUGGAGCAGGAGCGCGCAGACUUGGCCGCAGCACUCAGAACGGCAGCUAUUCAGAUGAGCGAAGAGCUCUUCGUAGGCUGAAAGAAGUUCCUGAUAGCAAUAAUACAUGAAUUCCAAGCCCGGAAGCACUUCUCAAGUCGCAGAAGACAUCGUUGUUACACACAAGUCUACUUGAACAGUCCUGCCACUGCGUCGUAUGUACUAUUCCAAAGCUUUGCAACUGACGUGGAAGCUUCUGCCGCUGUUUUCUCGUCAAUGUCGACGCCCACAUGCACGUUCUGGUCCAGUCGUUGCUGUCGUCUCCGCGCGAGUCUCGAAGCUCCAGG
This is a messenger RNA of Phytophthora nicotianae INRA-310, 2481 nucleotides long. RefSeq lists its product as hypothetical. Bases 5 to 2236 code for a protein of 743 amino acids. The record is from RefSeq and is a predicted model, not a curated record. The transcript has a single exon. NCBI's taxonomy places the organism in Eukaryota, Oomycota, Peronosporomycetes, Peronosporales, Peronosporaceae.